Messenger RNA from Trifolium pratense (red clover), 2103 nucleotides. RefSeq lists its product as uncharacterized. Gene Ontology annotation, molecular function: zinc ion binding. The record is from RefSeq and is a predicted model, not a curated record. The transcript has 3 exons. Lineage: Eukaryota; Viridiplantae; Streptophyta; Magnoliopsida; Fabales; Fabaceae. Bases 1 to 2103 code for a protein of 700 amino acids.
AUGGAACACUAUUUUGACCCAUCAUCUUCUCAAAUUAACACUUACCAACCAUCAUUUUCUCAAAUUAACAAUUAUCCAUCAUCAUUUGAACCACCCAACAAUAUCGAAGUCAAUCUCGACCCAACCGAGGAGCCUCACGAAGCCGAAGUCAGUGAUGAGAGCGAAGAAGACGACGAUGUUGAAGAUGAAAUGAUUCCCACAACAGAAGCAUAUGUUCCACCAAGCUACAUGACAAGCACGGACUUGACAUAUGUUGAUCAAUAUGCUGAAUUUGGUCACACACCGACACUUCAAAUUGAUGGUGAUCUGGAAGUUGGAAGACAUUUUCAUUCCAAAAAAGAUUGUAGUCUUGCAAUCAGGCAAUACCAUAUUAAUCACUUAGGAUUGGAUUAUGAGGUUGUGAAAUCUGACACCACCCGAAUUAUGCUUAAAUGUGUAAUGCCACAAUGUUCAUUCAGAUUGACUGCAUCAGAGAGAAAAAGAAGCGGAAAACAGUGGGUGAUUGGUAAACUGGAAAGUCACACAUGCACAUCUUCUGUCUUGUCACAGGAUCACCGCAAGCUCGACUCCAAUGUCAUAUGUGAAAGUAUUAAGUCUCUUGUUGAAAAGGAUCCAUCUAUCAAGGUGAAUCUAAUUAUUGCUCACAUCCGAGAAAAGUUUAAUUAUACAACAACAUACAAAAAGGCUUGGAUUGCAAAAAAUAAGGCAAUCGAAGAGAUUUUUGGGAAUUGGGAAACAUCUUAUCAAGAGCUUCCCCGGUGCUUGAUAGCACUACAAACAUUUAAUCCAAACACUGUUGUACAAAUGGAGACAUUUCAAGCUGUGGAUGCAAAUGGUAAUAUAUUGCAUGACUUUGGGAUCUUCCAUCGUCUCUUUUGGGCAUUCGAUCCAUGCAUCAAAGGUUUCAAAUACUGCAAACCAGUUGUUCAAGUCGAUGGAACAUGGUUAUAUGGAAAAUAUAAAGGGACAUUGUUGAUGGCUACUGCACAAGAUGGGAAUGACAAUAUAUUUCCCAUCGCGUUUGCUAUAGUGGAAGGUGAGACGAAGGACGGCUGGAGUUUUUUCUUGAAAAAUCUGAGAAGACAAGUCACACCACAAAGAGGAAUUUGCUUGAUUUCAGAUAGACACGAGUCAAUAAAAAGUGCAUAUAAAAAUCCUGAAAAUGGCUGGCUAGAUCCUCCGUCAAGACAUGUGUAUUGUGUUCGACACAUCGCACAAAAUUUCUCGAGAAAGUUCAAAGAUAUGGAUCUUAAGAAACAAGUCACCAAUAUGGGAUACGCAAUGAAUAGGUCAUCGUUGGAGUACUACCGCGGAGAAAUUGGACGUGAAAAUCUAGAGGCUGGGAGGUGGGUCGACAAUAUACCUAGACCGAAAUGGACUCAGGCGUAUGAUGAUGGUAUGCGUUGGGGCCACAUGACAACCAACCUCGCUGAGGCAAUGAACUCCGUGUUAAAGGGUGCCCGAAAUCUCCCUAUUACGGCUUUGGUGAAUUCAACCUAUUUCAAGUUGGUUGAUUUUUUUGUAAAACGGGAAAAGAAAUGGGACGUUGUUUUAAAUUCUGGUCAAGAAUAUACAGAAAAAUGUAUGAAGAUGAUUAAUGAAGAGGCGAAGAAGUCCACCAGUCACAGAGUCACACACUUUGACCGACAAAGUCAUACAUUUUCCGUUCAAGAAACUGUCCACCCGAAUGAGGGUCGACUAAUGGGUCAUUUCAUGGUUGAUCUGCUUAACAAGUGUUGUGACUGUGGUAGAUUUCAAGCUUUACAUCUACCUUGUUCACAUGUCAUAGCUGCUUGUUCUAGUGUUUACCAAAACUAUCAAGUCUAUAUCUCUGAAGUGUACCAAGUUUCUACUGUAUCUAAUGUUUACAACGAAUCUUUCCAAGUCAUCCGUAACGAAUCUUUCUUGCCCCCUUUCCAAGGCAUCAAACUAUAUGCAAAUGAAGAAAUGAAAAGAACCAAAAAAGGUCGUCCAAACAGUACUCGAAUACGAACCGAAAUGGACGAUUUUACAAAACAACCAAAAAAUUGCGGGUUAUGUGGACUACCUGGUCAUAAUCGUAAUAAUUGUCCAAAUGUUGGGGGUCCAUCUACGCGACGUUAG